Hipposideros armiger (great roundleaf bat) is the source of this 8086-nucleotide messenger RNA. It is a transcript of the gene TEP1, whose product is annotated as telomerase associated protein 1. The record is from RefSeq and is a predicted model, not a curated record. The transcript is spliced from 55 exons. The coding region runs from base 170 to 7969 and encodes 2599 amino acids. Gene Ontology annotation, biological process: telomere maintenance via recombination. Gene Ontology annotation, molecular function: telomerase activity; protein binding; telomerase RNA binding. Gene Ontology annotation, cellular component: telomerase holoenzyme complex. Lineage: Eukaryota; Metazoa; Chordata; Mammalia; Chiroptera; Hipposideridae.
CUCGCCCGGCUCCACUUCCCGCUCCCACUCGUCCCACCCGGAGCGAGAGCCCGCCUCCUGCUUCCUGCCGUGGAGGGCCGAGAAUAGCUGCGUCAGACUACUCUCUUCUACAGACCCGGCUGGCGCCGGGGAGGGUCCGAGUGCAGGAUAUGCUUGUUGGGCUCCAGCCAUGGAAAAACUCCAGGGGCAUGUGUCUGCCCACCCAGAUAUCCUCUCCUUGGAGAACCGGUGCCUGGCCACACUUCCUGACCUGAAGAUCGUGGAGAAACGACGUGGGCAUUCGUCUGCCCACCCAGACAUCCUCUCGUUGGAGAACCGGUGCCUGACCACACUUCCUGACCUGAAGACCAUGGAGAAACCAUAUGGGCAUGUGUCUGCCCACCCGGACAUCCUCUCGUUGGAGAACCGGUGCCUGACCACACUCCCUGUCCUAAAGAGCACUGUGUCUGCCAGCCCCUUGCUCCAAUGUCUCCAGAGAUCUCAUCUGGUGCAAGCCGAUCUGUGCAGCCUGAACACCAACAAUCACCUGCUCUCUGAGCCACCAACCUGGAGGGCUCUGUGCCUCUCUGAGGGACUAGGCCUUCAGACCUGCCCCAGGGCUCUGAAAUCCACGUCUGCCCCAGAGAGAGCUCAGGAAACAGCUUUGGGUCAUCGGUCCUCCUCAGAAAAGAAAAACCUAGAAGAAAAGGAAUGGGCAGAGGCUCCAAUUCCUUUUUAUAGCCUAAGCUUGGGAGACGAGGAGGUGGAGGAGGAGCUGGACCUGAAGCUCACCCAUGGGGACUCUGAAUCUUGUCCUGAGAUCACUGACCGGGUCCUUCAGGAAAAGAAGAUGGCCCUAAUGAGCUUGCUGUGCUCUACAGUGGCAUCAAAUGUAAACAUGAAACAUGCAGCCGACCCUACCAAGGCUUCCCUCCUGGAAGCCUGUAAUGAACUUGCCCCCUUGGAGCCUGAGUUUAUCCUCAAGGCAUCUCUGUAUGCCAGGCAGCAACUGAACAUCCGGGAUGUAGCCAACCAAGUCUUGGCCAUUGCUGCCUUCUUGCCAGUCUGCCGUGCCCACCUGCGACGAUAUUUCUGUGCCAUUGUCCAGCUGCCUUCUGACUGGAUCCAGGUAGCUGAGUUCUACCAGAGCCUGGCUGAAGGAGAGGAGAACAAGCUGGUGCCCCUGCCUUCCUGCCUGCGUGCUGCUAUGACGGACAAAUUUGCCCAGUUUGAUGAGUACCAGCUGGCCAAGUACAACCCUCGGAAGCACCGGGCCAAGAGACGCCCCCGCCGGCCCCCUCGCCCUCCGAAGACGGAGCGUCCGUUUUCUGAGACACAGCAAUAUUUUCCUGAGUGCCUUCAACAUCUUCAAAAUGAACAGAAGAAGUUUGAGGCAACUUACAGUGCGGUGCCAGAGAAAAAGAAUCAGCCAAGGUUCACCCUGAAGAAAUUGGUACAGCGACUGCGUAUCCAAGAGCCUGCCCAGCACGUCCAUGCCCUGCUGGGCUACAGAUACCCCUCCAACCUACAGGCCUUUUCUCGAAGUCGCCUCCCUGGGCCGUGGGACCCCAGCCGAGCUGGGAAGCGGAUGAAGCUGUCUCGGCCAGAGACCUGGGAGCGGGAGCUGAGCUUGCAGGGGAACAAAGCUUCUGUCUGGGAGGAACUCAUCGACAGUGGGAAGCUCCCAUUCAUGGCCAUGCUUCGGAAUCUGUGCAACCUGCUGCGGAUUGGAAUCAGUGCCCGCCACCACGAGCUUGUGCUGCAGCGACUCCAGCAUGAGAAAUCCGUGAUCCACAGUCGGCAGUUUCCAUUCAGAUUCCUUAAUGCCCAUGAUUCCAUCAAUGACCUUGAGGCUCAACUUAAAAAUAAAGCAUUGCCAUUUCCUUCCAACACACAACUGAUGAAGCGGAUAAUGAUUAGAAACUCAAGAAAUGGCAAGAGGCCUGUCAAAUUGCAGAGGCAACUUUGCAAUUUAAGUCGUCGGGAACUUCGGGCAGCCAUGAUGAUGCCUGUGAUGUAUGAGAAACUCAAGCGGGAGAAGCUAAAAAUACACAGGACCAGACAGUGGAAAUAUGACAGUGAGAUGCUGGCUCGGUAUCGACAGGCGCUGGAGACAGCCGUGAACCUCUCUGUGAAGCACAGCCUGCCCCCACUGCCAGGCCGCACCCUCUUGGUCUAUCUGACAAAUGCUGAUGCAGACGAGCUCUGUCCCAAGAGCAACCCACAGGGGCCCCCCCUGAACUAUGUGCUGCUGUUGAUUGGAAUGAUGCUUGCACGGGCCGAGCAUGCGGAGCUCUUGCUGUGCGGAAGAGGCGCUCUGAAGACCGCUGUGAUUAAGGCAGAAGACGGUAUCCUGAAGACGGCCAUCGAACUCCAGGCUCAAGUCCAGGAGUUGGAUGAAAAGUGUGAAUGGCCCCUACGUACUUUUGGGAAGCACUUGCUGUCUCUGGCUGUUCAAAGAGUUCCUGUGGACAGGGUCAUCCUCUUUGGCCAGAGUAUGAAUGACAAACUGAUCAAUGAGGCUAAACAGCUUAUCUGGCAGCAUGUGAAUUCCAAGUGUCUCUUUGUGGGUGUUCUCCUGAGAAGGACAGGUUGCAUAUUACAAGACUCGAAUCCUAAUGACGUGACAGUCUCAGGCUGUACCGACGGGAUACUGAAGUUCAUUGCAGAGCGUGGAGCCUCUCGUCUUCUAGAACAUGUGGGCCAAAUGGACAAAAUAUUCAAGAUUCCACCACCACCAGGAAAGACAGGGGCCCUGUCUCUCCGGCCACUGGAAGAGAAUACUCCACACCCCUUGGCUCCUGUUUCCCAGCCUGGAUGGCGCAGCAUCCGGCUUUUCAUUUCCUCCACUUUCCGGGACAUGCAUGGGGAGCGGGACCUGCUGCUGAGGUCCGUGCUGCCAGCAUUGCAGGCCCGAGCGGCCCCCCACCGCAUCAGCCUUCACGCCAUUGACCUGCGCUGGGGCGUCACCGAGGAGGAGACCCGUAGGAACAGACAACUGGAAGUGUGCCUCGGGGAGGUGGAGAGCUCGCAUCUGUUUGUGGGGAUUCUGGGCUCCCGCUAUGGCUACGUUCCCCCUGCCUACAACCUUCCUGACCAUCCUCACUUCCGCUGGGCCCAGCAGUACCCUUCAGGCCGCUCUGUGACAGAGAUGGAGGUGAUGCAGUUCCUGAAUCGGGGCCUCCACCAGCAGACCUCUGCCCAAGCUCUCAUCUACUUCCGGGACUCCAGCUUCCUCAGCUCUGUGCCAGAUGCAUGGAAACCUGACUUUAUUCCUGAGUCUGAAGAGGCUGUACAUCGGAUCUUAGAACUGAAGAGCUACCUGAACAAACAGAAAGGGAUUACCUGUCGCAGAUACUCCUGUGAGUGGGGCGGGGUGGCCGCGGGCCGGCCCUAUGUUGCGGGGCUGGAGGAGUUUGGGCAGCUGGUUCUGCAAGAUGUGUGGAAUGUGAUCCAAAAGCUUUACCUACAGCCCGGGGCCCAGCUAGAGCAGCCAGUGUCCAUCCCAGAUGAUGACUUGGUCCAAGCCACCUUCCAACAGCUGCAGAAUCCACCGAGUCCUGCCCGACCUCGCCUUCUUCAGGACACAGUGCAGCAGCUGCUACUGCACCGAGGAAGGCUGAGCCUGGUGACUGGACAGUCGGGACAAGGAAAGACUGCCUUCCUGGCAUCCCUUGUGUCAGCCCUGCAGGCUCCUAAUGGGGCCAAGGUGGCCCCCUUAGUCUUCUUCCACUUUUCAGGGGCCCGCCCUGAUCAGGGUCUUGCCCUCACCCUGCUCAGACGCCUCUGUGCCUAUCUGCAUAGUCAACUGCGAGAGCCGAGUGCCCUCCCCAGCACCUACCGGGGCCUGGUGUGGGAGCUGCAGCAGAGGCUGCUGCCCAGGUCUGCUCAGUCCCUGCAAUCUGGCCAGGCCCUGGUGCUGAUCAUCGAUGGGGCUGACAGGUUGGUGGACCAUCAUGGGCAGCUGAUCUCAGACUGGAUUCCAAAGACCCUUCCCCGGUGGGUGCACCUGGUGCUGAGCGUGUCUAGUGACGCAAGCCUGGGGGAGACCCUUGAGCAGAGCCAAGGUGCCCAUGUGGUGGCCCUGGGGCCUCUGGAGCCGUCUGCUCGGGCCCGGCUGGUGAGAGAGGAGCUGGCUCUGUACGGCAAGCGGCUGGAGGAGUCGCCUUUUAACAACCAGAUGAGGCUGCUGCUGGUGAAGCGAGGGUCAGCCCUGCCGCUCUACCUACGCCUGGUCACCGAUCACCUGAGGCUCUUCACACUCUAUGAGCAGGUGUCUGAGAGACUCCGGACCCUGCCCGCCACUGUCCCCCUGCUGCUGCAGCACAUCCUGGGCACGCUUGAGCAAGAGCAUGGCCCUGAUGUCCUUCCCCAAGCCUUGACCACCCUUGAGGUCACACGUAGCGGUCUCACUGUGGACCAGCUGCAUGGAGUGCUGAGUGCAUGGCGGAUGCUUCCCAGAGGGACCAAGACCUGGGAAGAAGUGGUGGCUGCUGGUAACAGUGGGGACCCUUACCCCAUGGGCCCAUUUGCCUACCUCGUCCAGAGUCUGCGCAGUUUGCUGGGGGAGGGCCCGCUGGAGCGGCCUGGUGCCCGUCUCUGCCUCCCUGAUGGGCCCCUGAGAACAGCAGCUAAAUGUCGCUAUGGGAAGAGGCCGGGGCUGGAGAGCAUGGCACACAUCCUCAUCGCAGCUCAGCUCUGGAAGACCUGUGACCCUGAUGCCUCAGGCACCUUCCGAAGUUGCCCUCCCGAGGCUCUGGGAGACCUACCAUACCACCUGCUCCAGAGUGGGAACCGUGGCCUUCUCGCAGAGUUCCUCACCAGUAUCCAUGUGGUGGCUGCACACCUGGAACUGGGCCUGCUCUCUCGGCUCCUAGAGGCCCAUGCCCUCUAUGCUUCCUCAGUCCCUGAAGAGGAACAAAAGCUUCCCGAGGCUGACAUUGCUGCCUUUCACACCUUUCUGAAGCAGCAGGCGCCAGUCCUUAGCCAGUACCCCCUGCUCCUGCCCCAGCAGGCAGCCAACCAGCCUCUGGACUCGCCUCUUUGCCACCAGGCCCCCCAACUCUCCCAGCGAUGGCACCUCCAGUGCAUGCUACGGUGGCUUAAUAAACCCAACACCAUGAGGGGCCAGCAAAGCUCCAGCCUGUCCCUGGCAGCUUCCUCAUCCCCCACAGCCGUGGCCUUCUCUCGCAGUGGGCAAAGAGCCGCUGUGGGCACUGCUAAUGGAACGGUUUACUUGUUGGACCUGAGAACCUGGCAGGAGGAAAAGUCUGUGGUGAGUGGCUGCGAAGGCGUCUCCUCUUGUUCAUUCCUCUCGGACAAUGCCCUCUUUGUCACUGCCUUUGACGGGCUCCUGGAGCUCUGGGACCUGCAGCAUGGUUGUCGGGUGCUCCAGACCAAGGCUCACCAAUACCAAAUCACCGGCUGCUGCCUGAGCCCAGACGGCCGGUUGCUGGCCACCGUGUGCCUAGGGGGGUGCCUAAAGCUGUGGGACACAGUCCGUGGGCAGCUGGCCUUCCAGCACACCUGUCCCAAGCCCCUGAACUGCAUUGCUUUCCACCCAGAGGGCCGGGUAAUAGCCGUAGGCAGCUGGGCUGGCAGUGUCAGCUUCUUCCAGGUGGACGGGCUCAAAGUCACCAAGGAACUGGGGGCCCCAGGAGCCUCCGUUCGCACCUUGGCCUUCAAUGCGCCUGGACGGGUCGUGGCAGUGGGCCGGCUGGACAGGAUGGUGGAGCUGUGGGCUUGGCAGGAGGGGGCACGGCUGGCUGCCUUCCCUGCCCACAGUGGCUUUGUGGCUGCUGCCCUUUUCCUGCGUGCUGGGUGCCAGUUACUGACGGCUGGAGAGGAUGGCAAGGUUCAGGUGUGGUCCGGGUCUCUGGGUCGGCCCCGUGGGUGCCUAGGUUCCCUCUCUCUGUCUCCUGCCCUCUCCGUGGCUCUCAGCCCACAUGGUGAGCUGGUGGCUGUUGGGUACCGAGCAGAUGGCAUCAGGAUCUAUGCAGUUUCUUCAGGUUCCCAGGGGGCUCAGUGUCAAGCACUAGAUGUGGCUGUGUCCGCACUAGCGUGGCUAAGCCCUAAGGUGUUGGUGAGUGGUGCAGAAGAUGGGUCCCUGCAGGGCUGGGCACUCAAGGAAAGCUCCCUUCAGUCCCUCUGGCUCCUGUCCAGAUACCAGAAGCCCGUGCUGGGACUGGCCACCUCUCAGGAACUCUUGGCUUCUGCCUCAGAGGAUUUCACAGUGCGGCUGUGGCCGAGGCAGUUGCUGACACUGCCACAAAAGGCAGAAGACUUUCCCUGUGGCACUGAACUCCUGGGACAUCAGGGCCCUGUAAACUGCUGUAGCUUCAGCACUGAUGGAGGCAGCCUGGCCACCGGGGGCAGGGAUCGGAGUCUCCUCUGCUGGGAUGUGAGGACACCCACAGCCCCUGUUCUGACUUGCUCCUUCUCUGUGUGUCACCGUGACUGGGUCACUGGCUGUGCUUGGACCAAAGACAACCUACUGAUCUCCUGCUCCAGCGAUGGCUCUGUGGGGCUGUGGGACCCGGAGUUGAGACAGCAGCUGGGUCAGUUCCUGGGUCAUCAGAGUGCCGUGAGCGCCGUGGUGGCUGUGGAGGAGCACGUAGUGUCUGUGGGCCGGGAUGGGACCUUGAAAGUGUGGGAUCAUCAGGGUGUGGAGCUGACCAGCAUCCCUGCUCACUCAGGACCCAUCAGCCACUGUGCAGCUGCCCUGGAGGCCCGUGCAGCUGGCCAGCCCGGGUCAGAGCUUCUCGUGGUGACUGCUGGGCUGGAUGGGGUCACACGGUUAUGGCAUCCACUCUUGGUGUUUCAAACACAUACCCUCCUGGGACACAGUGGCCCAGUCAGUGCAGCUGCUGUUUCCGAGGCCUCAGGCCUCCUGCUGACCACCUCGGAGGAUGGUUCCAUACGGCUCUGGGAGGUACCUCAGGAAGCAGAUGACACGGAUAUACCCAGGAGUCCUGCAGCCGUCACGGCUGUGGCCUGGGCCCCAGAUGGUUCUUUGGCCGUGUCUGGGAAUCAAGCCGGGGAGCUAACCUUAUGGCAGGAGGCUAAGGCUGUGGCCACAGCACAGGCUCCAGGCCGCAUCAGUGCUCUAAUCUGGCGCUCGGCAAACACCUUGGUUGUGGUCAGUGCUGAUGAAAAAGUCAGCGAGUGGCAAGUGGAACUGCGGAAGGGUUCAACUCCCAGAAAUUUCAGUCUUCACCUGAACCGAGUUAUACAGGAGGGCUCAGGGUUCCUGGCAGGUGUGGGCCUGGCUCCUGAUGGUCACUCCCUCAUCUUGGCCAAUGCGGAUUUGCAGUUACUGCACAUGAAAUCAGGGGACGCUCCCUCUGUAAUCUGGAGCAGGUAUACGGAGCAUCUUAUAAUGUUGUCUACUCAUCAGGAGUUUGGUGUGUUUGUCCUGCAGCCAAUGGCCCCUGGAAUUCUGUCUGUCUUAAGGCAGAAGGAAUCCGGAGAGUUUGAGGAGAGCCUGGACUUUGAUCUGAACCUAGAGAAUCCUAGUGGGACCCUAAUAUCAGUAACUCAGGCCAAACCUGAAUCCGAAUCCUCAUUUUUGUGUGCCAGCUCUGAUGGGAUGCUUUGGAACCUAGCCAGAUGCACCCUUGAAGGAAAGUGGACCACAGGUAACAUCUGGCAGAAAACAGUAAAAAUGCCUGAAACCCAAACUCCAGGGACAGACCCAUCUAUAUAUAGUGACAUGGAUAGCUGGACAGCAAAACCACAUCUAAAGACGCAGCAGCGUAGAAAGAUUCACUCGGACGCUGUCACAGCCCUCCAUGUGCUGCCUGAGUUGCUGGUGACAGCUUCAAAGGACAAAGAUAUUAAGCUGUGGGAGAGACCCAGUAUGCACCUGCUGGGCCUGUUCCGGUGCGAAGGGGCAGUGAGCUGCCUGGAACCUUGGCUGGGGCCUGACUCUACCUUGCAGCUCGCAGUGGGAGACACACAAGGCAACGUGUACUUUUUGUCCUGGGAAUGAAGAUGCACUCUUCAGAGCAAAAAUAGCAUUUGUGCUAGAGAUGCAAAGCCUGAGGAUACCAGUGGCUACUUUGUUGGUAAAAUUAUAAAAAUAAAGUGUCCGAAAGUCUCAAAUGCA